GCAUUCGAUUAGAAUUUUUUGCUUGUAGAUUUUUUUUUUAGGUGAUGUGGAGCAGGCCCAUAUUUUAGUUUGUCUAUGAUUGUGUCUAUCAAUCCUUCACCUUAGAACAUAGAAUAAACCUUCAUCUAACCUGCACAUCUGACAGCAAUUCAAGAAACGAAAACAGACUUCUAUUCAAUAUUUAUCUGUUCAUUAUUAUUACAAUAUUGAUUUAAAUUUAAAAAAAUGGAUUCAUCUACACUAGAAGGGCUUGAUUUUGACCUUUAUGAAACUCUAGAAAUAGAGCCUUCAUGUUCAAUCAAUGAUAUUAAAAAAGCCUACAGAAAAAAAGCUCUUUUGUGCCAUCCAGAUAAAAAUCCUGAUAAUCCAAAUGCUGCAGUAGAAUUCCAUAAGCUUACUCGAAUUUUGGCGAUAUUAUCAGACGAGAAAGUGCGAGAAUCAUAUGAUAAAGUAUUAAGAGGGCGAAAAGAGGCAGCCUUAAGACACAAAGAAUUAGAUAAUAAAAGAAAAAAAUUCAAAGAGGAUCUUGAGAGUCGAGAGCGGUUUGCUAAUUCCCAAAAAGAUAAGAAAAAAUCGGAACAGGAAGAGAUUGAAAGGCUGAGAGAAGAAGGCUCUCAAGCUCUACAGGAAGAAGUUCGGAAUGUUACAAAUAAAAUCAGAAAAGAACAUGGUCAAGAAGAUCCUUUGGAUGCCUCAAAAUAUAGAAUUAAAAUAAAAUGGAAGGCUGCAAAAAAUGAUGAAUCAAAUGGGGGUUAUACUAAAGAUAUGAUACUCAAGUUUUUAUCAAAAUAUGGAGAUGUUAAUGUUCUGGUGCUAUCAGCGAAGAAAAAAGGAAGUGCAAUGGUUGAAUUUAAAACCAAGUCAGCUGCUGAAAUGGCUAUGAACUGUGAAAAGGGAUUAUCUAUUAACCCUUUAACUCUUGAAUGGGUUACCGCACCACCUCCCUCCACUUUCAGAGGACUAGAAUUUCUUAUUAAAGGUACAGAAUUUGAAGGCAUGACGAUGGAGCAGUUGACUAAACCUGAUAUCAGGAAACGAUUCAUAGAGAAGAUGAUACUAGAUAAAUUUAAAUAAAUUAUUUUACAUAAUAAAUUUUUUUUAUUAACAGGUAGUAAAUUUAUUACACUUAAA
Molecule: messenger RNA, 1131 nt
Organism: Harmonia axyridis
Lineage: Eukaryota; Metazoa; Arthropoda; Insecta; Coleoptera; Coccinellidae
Product: dnaJ homolog subfamily C member 17
Exons: 5
Coding region: 226-1074 (282 amino acids)
Biological process (GO): spliceosomal complex disassembly
Cellular component (GO): spliceosomal complex
Molecular function (GO): RNA binding
Source: RefSeq, a predicted model, not a curated record